AUGGGCAGAUGCUGCAAAUGCAACGGGAGACUGCUGUGCAUGUGCCUGCUGCCUUGCAUGAUGACCGGCCACCUCCUGAUUUAUGUCAUGGUGACCAUAUUCGUCACCAUCACCUACGCUCCUCCUAAAAUAAGCGUUCACUACGUCGCCCCGGGCAUUUCUGCCAACUCCUCCGCUCUGGCCUCUCACCCGCUCGGCCCCUUCUGGAACCUCCGCCUGGAGGACAGCGCUCUGUGGAACCAGUUGCAGCACGUUUGGGAUCGUCAGCACAAUCCUCUGCUGCGAGGAAACGCCACCGGGGCGAAGCCGAGAGCGAAGGUUUUAUCAGAAGUUGAGGAGGAGUGCCUCUCCGACUGCCUGUCGCACAAGUGCUCGGUCCCUCGUGCUAAUUUAGACAGCCUGUCAGACAAAAUGAGGGCUUUUAUCAGGUCCAUGCACUGCAGGAAGUACCCCCUUCUUAUUAAUCAGCCGGGCAUAUGUAGGAAGACCAACAGCAGCUUUGGUCUGGGUUCCCCCAUGCUCAUCAUGGGCGUCAAAUCCCAAGUGGGGAACUUUGAAAACAGGCAGGCCAUCCGAGAAACGUGGGGACGCAGCGGCAGGGUGAAGAUGGACUCGAACAAGAGAGGCGGAUUUGUGCGCACGGUGUUUCUGCUUGGACGGCAGGACUCGAGCACAGGCCCCCACCCAAACCUCACCAACCUGCUGGAUCUCGAGAACCAGAAAUAUGGGGACAUCCUGCAGUGGGAUUUCAGAGACACCUUCUUCAACCUGACACUGAAGGAUUCUCUGUUUUGGCACUGGCUCCAGCGGCACUGCCCCACGGCCAUGUUUGUGUUCAAAGGUGACGACGAUGUCUUUGUGCGGACAGGCGCCCUGCUGGACUACCUGCACCAAAAGUGGGAGGAGCACGACCGGUGGACGGCCUAUACAAAUGACAGCAACUUGGAUUUGUUCAUGGGGGAUGUCAUCUACAACGCAAUGCCAAACCGUGAACCCUCCACUAAAUACUACAUACCAGAACGCUUCUACAAAGGCGGGUACCCUCCGUACGCAGGUGGAGGAGGGGUGGUGUACUCUCGCUCGCUUGCAAUGCGACUGAAAGAAGUGUCGGAGAGGGUGCGCCUCUUCCCCAUAGACGAUGUUUACCUGGGAAUGUGCCUGCACAGACUCGGGCUCAUUCCCGCCCAUCACCCGGGCUUUUUGACAUUUGACCUCCCGGAACCGGAGAGGGGCAACCCGUGCUCCUACAGGUCUGUGCUGCUGGUUCACAGGCGCAGUCCCAAGGAGAUGCUGACGCUGUGGAACCAGCUGCAGAAUCUCCCCGGUCAGUGCUGA
This is a messenger RNA of Limanda limanda (common dab), 1335 nucleotides long. RefSeq names its product N-acetyllactosaminide beta-1,3-N-acetylglucosaminyltransferase 2. The transcript has a single exon. NCBI's taxonomy places the organism in Eukaryota, Metazoa, Chordata, Actinopteri, Pleuronectiformes, Pleuronectidae. Gene Ontology annotation, molecular function: hexosyltransferase activity. Gene Ontology annotation, cellular component: membrane. The record is from RefSeq and is a predicted model, not a curated record. The coding region runs from base 1 to 1335 and encodes 444 amino acids.